Entamoeba dispar SAW760 is the source of this 399-nucleotide messenger RNA. RefSeq lists its product as uncharacterized. The record is from RefSeq and is a predicted model, not a curated record. Bases 1 to 399 code for a protein of 132 amino acids. Lineage: Eukaryota; Evosea; Mastigamoebida; Endamoebidae. The transcript has 3 exons.
AUGUAUUUUGAAUUUAAAAUACUUGCAAUAUCACAAUAUCAUUUCUAUUCAUUCCAAUUUUUAAUAAGUCAAAUUUUUCAUUAUUUUUUUGCCACUACAAUUUUAAAAAGAUCAAUUUCUCUUAUUGGUAUAAGAUAUUUUUAUCAAAAAUUAUUUAAUUUAAUUUAUCCUAGAAUGUUUCAAUUUUUUCAUUUAAUUAUAUAUUCUACUUAUUCAUCUGUUAAUUUACUUAUUUCUUCAUUUAUAUUCAUAUAUUAUGUUAUUUCUUCUAUUAAUACUUUGUUUAUCAUUUGUUUCUUCUUUCUCUUAUAUUUCUUUCUAAAUGAUAUGUAUUUUAUUUUGUUUGAAAUUCUGUUAUUUGUUGUUUAUGAUUUGUUUUCAAAUAUUCAUCAACAAUAA